This is a messenger RNA of Monodelphis domestica (gray short-tailed opossum), 611 nucleotides long. RefSeq names its product FKBP prolyl isomerase 1B (gene FKBP1B). Gene Ontology annotation, biological process: regulation of cardiac muscle contraction by regulation of the release of sequestered calcium ion; protein peptidyl-prolyl isomerization. Gene Ontology annotation, molecular function: peptidyl-prolyl cis-trans isomerase activity. Gene Ontology annotation, cellular component: cytoplasm; sarcoplasmic reticulum membrane. Lineage: Eukaryota; Metazoa; Chordata; Mammalia; Didelphimorphia; Didelphidae. The record is from RefSeq and is a predicted model, not a curated record.
GCAGCGGCCUCAGCGGGGAGCGAGCCCAGGGCCGGGGCCCGGGCCGCUGUGGAGGUCCAGGACGCUGCGGCUGCUGCUGCUGGGGGCCGGGGCGCCAUGGGCGUGGAGGUCGAGACUAUCUCUCCUGGAGACGGAAGGACAUUCCCCAAGAAGGGCCAGACAUGCGUGGUGCACUACACAGGAAUGCUGCAGAAUGGGAAGAAGUUCGACUCCUCCCGGGACCGAAACAAGCCGUUCCGGUUCAAGACGGGCAGGCAGGAGGUGAUCAAGGGCUUCGAGGAGGGCACUGCCCAGAUGAGCCUGGGCCAGAGGGCCAAGCUGACCUGCACGCCCGACGUGGCCUACGGAGCCACGGGCCACCCGGGAGUCAUCCCCCCCAAUGCCACGCUCAUCUUCGACGUGGAGCUGCUCCGGCUGGAGUGAGCCCGGCGCAGGUGGCGCCUCCCCUCCCCCGCUCGGCCAGCAGGGCUGGCACCACGGAGCCCGGCGUGCGCAUGCGCGAGACCCGCCGAGCUUUCUCCUAGGGACCACUUCGCUUUCCGCGCCUGCGCCGGGCCCCAGGCCUAUGCCAAGGGGCCUCGGGGUGGAGAAAAAAUAAAGGCUUGGCCAGA